AUGGAUGAUGGAGGUGGAGUGGCCAUGGGCGAGUGGGUAAGUGGGGUGUCGAGUUUCGAGAGCGAUUACGAGCUGAAAAUUUUGGGGGGCGCCAACCCGAUCGACAUUCGUCAGAGAAAACAAUGGGUUUACUCUAUGGGCUUAUUAUUGGGCUUGAAUCCUCUUAUCAUUUGGGCCAUUUCACCGGUCUGUGCGGUGGUCGAAUCUGGCGGUGGCGCUCGUAACAGCUUUCAUCGGAUUGGAACCCGCGGCGGCAGCAGUGAGCGUGACACCAGCAGACGCAGUGGUGCUCACUGCUCGAAGCGGCGCAGCAAUAUUAAAUCACACAAUAUCUUGAUUUUGCCAGAAAUAUGCUAUAUAGUUUUGCACAAGUACAAUCUGGGUUUUCCCCCCUUUGAUCCAAAUUUCUUGAAAUUGCUCCGUCAUGAAGGUUCAUCCGGUCUCGAUCACUCUGCAUUACGACAUAGCAUCGGCUAUCUCUCAAGCGAACGUCUGCGGGCAAAGGAAGCUUCGGCGACUGCCCCACAUCUUCGCCAAGGUGCUGUAUAG
This is a messenger RNA of Fraxinus pennsylvanica, 549 nucleotides long. Lineage: Eukaryota; Viridiplantae; Streptophyta; Magnoliopsida; Lamiales; Oleaceae. The record is from the annotation of a GenBank genome assembly.